AUGUCCCCAGUGCGCACGCAUAGCCUGGUGCGCUACAUUGCCGCUCCUCGUAUCGGCCGGGCUAGAGUGGGCAUCGAGCCAGAAAGGAUGGAGAGGCUCCUCCCUCUCCUCUCCCUCACACUGCCUUCACUGCCUCCUCAGUCUUCACCAGUGGAUACGCUCCAGGCUAUGCCAAGCUCAACCGGAGAGGAGGUGCGGGGGGCUGGUCUCCCCAGGACAGCGACAGCUACCCGUGGCUCCAAGUGGACCUGGGCAACCGGAGACAGGUGGUUGCCGUGGCAACACAGGGCAGGUACAGCAGCUCUGAUUGGACGACAAGGUACAGGCUGCUCUACAGCGACACGGGCAGGAACUGGAAGCCUUAUCACCAGGACGGAAACAUAUGGGCGUUCUCAGGCCAACUUCCAACACGGAGAGUGUGGUGCGUCUGGACAGCUAUGGAAUGAUCAUGGCAACUCUGUUGGAGAUGAACGAUACCGACGCAACGUUAACUUCACCCUGGACACACACACACAACACUUCAGGACCAACGGAGAGUUUGACCAUCUGGAUCUAGACUACGAGUUGAGUUUUGGUGGCAUGCCCUACAGUGGUAAGCCAGUGGGAGGGGGGAUGAAGAACUUCAGAGGCUGUUUGGAGAGCAUCAACUACAACGGAGACAACAUCACUGAUCUGGCACGACGCAAGAAGCUAGACACCUCCAGCUUUCGUAAUCUGUCAUUCUCUUGCAUGGAGUCUCACUCCUUCCCAGUUUUCUUCAACGCCACCAGCUUCCUGCAGCUCCCAGGAAGAGCCAAUCAGGAUGUAGUAUCACUUAGAUUCCAGUUCCGCACCUGGAACGCCAACGGACUCCUCAUCUUCAGUAACCUUGACGACGGAACGCUUGAGAUAGCCCUUGACGACGGGAAGAUGGGAGUUCACUUCAACGUGACGCAGACGAAGAACACCAGGAUAGCAAUAUCAUCAG
Salvelinus sp. IW2-2015 is the source of this 967-nucleotide messenger RNA. RefSeq names its product contactin-associated protein-like 2. Lineage: Eukaryota; Metazoa; Chordata; Actinopteri; Salmoniformes; Salmonidae. The record is from RefSeq and is a predicted model, not a curated record.